GGCUCGAUCUCCUCACACACAUUGUCCGUCUGUUCUUGCUUUGCAACUGACGGACGGCACACCGAGCUCGCUUCGCGACUGCAGCGCUACCGCCGGAGGUGUUCCCAGGAUGAUCCUCUCGGCUUUCCUGCUGCUCUUCUGCGCCGUCUUCACCUGGAAGGUGUUCCCCAAGAAACACGAAGCAGAAGGGCCACAUAGAGGAAGCAGAGGAACAGAGCAAGCUUACGACACCUUGGAUCAGGUCAAGGCGGCUCUUCAGCGGGUCGGGCUCGAGUCCUCCAACCUCAUCAUCGGCGUGGAUUUCACCAAGAGCAACGAGUGGACGGGGAAGCACUGCUUCGGCGGUAGAAGUCUGCACCACCUCGACCUCGGCGCCUCCUCCCUGAACCCCUACGAGCAAGCCAUCGGCAUCGUCGGGGACAGGCUUUCGGCUUUCGACGAAGACAACAAGAUCCCCUGCUUCGGGUUCGGGGACAUGUCGACGCACGACCAGGACGUGUUCAGCUUCUACAGGGAUGGGAGGGCGUGCCUUGGCAUCCAGGAGGUCCUUCAGAGAUACAGAGAGAUCGCUGCAGGCGUGCGGCUAUCUGGCCCGACGUCUUUGGCUCCGAUUAUUGAAGCUGCAAUGGGGAUUGUUGAAGAGUCUAGGCAUCAGUACCACAUCCUGCUGAUAAUCACUGACGGGCAGGUUCCAAGAUGUUCCUGUGCACAUUGUGCGAGCAACCUGGAAGAAUCAAGAUCAGAGAACUACAUAGAGGAAAGGACGCUUCAAGCCCUCAUAAAUGCCAGUCAUUUCCCUCUAUCCAUUGUCCUUGUCGGGGUAGGUGAUGGGCCAUGGGAUGACGAUCUGAUGCAAAUCCAUGACAUCCAACUCCAGUUCGAUAAUUUCCAGUUUGUGGAUUUCACCAAGAUAAUGUCGGCAGAGAUGUCGCACGCCGAGAAGGAGGAGCAGUUCACAUUUGAGGCACUGAAGAAGAUCCCGGGGCAGUUCGCGGCAAUAAUCAGCCAGCGGAUCAGGGAGCUCGCUGCGAGGGCGCCUGCAAGGAGGCCUCUUCCUCCUCCCUGAUCCGGCCACUGAUUGUCGCGUGGAUAUGACAUGAUCACAGUGGAGGCCAAGAAUAGAGAUGGUUCAGAGGCAUCUGGUCACCUUGAACAAAUCAGAUUAACCUUACCUUGGACAACCUUUUAGUGUCCUAUUGUUUAUAGUAACAUUUGAGUCCGUCAGGCCUCUCUGAACCCCCUUACAGUCAGUGGAGGCCCUCUACACUCUUCCUUGUAGCAAAAUGGAAUAUUUAAAUUUAUUUAUUAGUUUGGUUUUUUA
Molecule: messenger RNA, 1321 nt
Organism: Lolium rigidum
Lineage: Eukaryota; Viridiplantae; Streptophyta; Magnoliopsida; Poales; Poaceae
Product: E3 ubiquitin-protein ligase RGLG1-like
Exons: 9
Coding region: 110-1066 (318 amino acids)
Source: RefSeq, a predicted model, not a curated record